Molecule: messenger RNA, 1227 nt
Organism: Eublepharis macularius
Lineage: Eukaryota; Metazoa; Chordata; Lepidosauria; Squamata; Eublepharidae
Gene: CATSPER3
Product: cation channel sperm associated 3
Exons: 8
Coding region: 1-1227 (408 amino acids)
Biological process (GO): monoatomic ion transport; transmembrane transport
Cellular component (GO): membrane
Molecular function (GO): monoatomic ion channel activity
Source: RefSeq, a predicted model, not a curated record
AUGGAGGAUUUGAACUAUCUUGAAGGAAGGGAACUUACUGACAAGUUGCCACUUGAGGCUUUUAAGUCUUCCUCUGAAGUUAAAGAAAAACUUCUGCUAGGACGAUACAGGAGAACAGACACUGAGUUUUGUGAAUACAUCAAAAAGUUAUUAGGCCAUCCACUGUUCAAGUCUCUUAUGAUCAGCACCAUCGCACUCAAUGGGAUAUUUUUGGUUAUAGAAACUGAUUUUAAAGUUCGAUAUGAGUCUCAUUACUUCCUAGAGAUAGCAGAUCUGAUUAUUUUAGCCAUCUACACCACAGAGUUUCUACUAAACCUUUACCUGGACCCCAUAGAUUACUGGAAGGAUGGCUAUAAGCGAUAUGAUGUGGUUGUUCUUUUCUUUGCUUACUUGUUGUAUGUUAUUGACAGAAGCGAUCCCCAAAAGUACAAAUUUUGGAACCUGGUUAAAGGAUUCCAAGCUCUCCGGAUUCUCAAACUUGUCUACUAUAGCACAGGAAUGACGAUUCUGAUGACAGCCUUGCGUAAGACUGUGAAGAAUGUGAGCUAUGUCCUUGUCUUGCUGUUCCUGUUGAUAUUUAUCUUUGCAAUUUUGGGUCAUGAUUUGUAUGGAGAUCCUGAUACUGGAGACAUGCAGAAUUGGGGGAGCCUGCCAUCUGCCUUUUUCACUCUUUUCAGUUUAGUAACGGUUGAUGGCUGGACAGACUUGCAAGAUGAACUGGAUGAAAAAGGUCUCACUUCAAGCCGGGCAUUCACAAUAGUCUUUAUUCUCCUAGGAUUUUUUGUAUUUUUCAAUAUGUUUAUUGGAGUUGUCAUUAUGGAUAUUCAGGAUACAACUGAAGAGUAUGAAAGAAAGCUUCAAGCAGAAAGGCGGGCUACUCUUCAUACAAAGAAGCAGGCCAUACUAAGAAGGCAACAAGAAGAAAUCAAUGCAUUAAUCAGUCAGAAGAAAUCGAGUGAAUAUAAAACCUUCAAUGAAUUAGUAGAAGACUUUAAAAAAACACUGUAUCAUACAGAUCCUAUGAUAUUAGAAGAAUUUUGUGCCAGUAUACCAUUCAUCGAUCUAUAUUUGACAUCCCUAGAUCGGCAGGAUGCCACAGUUUUCAAGCUGCAAGAACUCUACUAUGAAAUAGUUGCCACUUUGACUACCAUGCUGAAAGAGUCAGAAGAGAAGUCUUGGCAAUCUCUGCAAUCUCUUAAGGCAAAAAGCAGCCUCCUGUAUAAAUAA